Acanthochromis polyacanthus (spiny chromis) is the source of this 1123-nucleotide messenger RNA. Its product is annotated as regulator of G-protein signaling 21. NCBI's taxonomy places the organism in Eukaryota, Metazoa, Chordata, Actinopteri, Pomacentridae. The record is from RefSeq and is a predicted model, not a curated record. The transcript is spliced from 5 exons. The coding region runs from base 73 to 654 and encodes 193 amino acids.
AGUAUUACUUACACUGAUCACAACAGAUUGCUAUAGUGUAUCUCUUCAGAGGACACUAGCAGGGAUGUUAACAUGCCGAAGCUUUUGUUUUCAAAGAUUCGAUUUUAUGAAAUAAAGGACAUAAUGCCGAAUAUGAAGCGGCCCAGAAGGAUUGAUAUUGUACUUAAUCGUAAGAGGCGUAAGAACGACAUCCAGUGCCUCAAAGUACAAAAAAUACAUGCUGAGACAUAUCCUUCCAACCUCAGUAGGCAGACUGAUCAUAAACUCCAUUUGACUCUGGAAAGCUUGCUAAAGGAUAAAAAGCAUCUAGCGGCCUUCCGUUCUUUUCUAAAGUCUGAGUUCAGUGAGGAAAACAUUGAGUUCUGGCUGGCGUGUGAAGCCUUCAGGUUGACUGUCUCGCCAGAUGACCUUCGCCAGAAAGCAGAGGAGAUCUACCAGGAGUUCAUCCAGCCUACAGCCUGCAGAGAGGUUAAUGUAGACCACCAUGUUAGAGAGAAAAUCAAGAAGUCACUGGAGAAACCAAGCCGGUCCUGCUUUGACGAGGCCCAGAAACACAUUUACCUGCUGAUGGAAAGAGACUCUUGCCCCCGGUUCCUGCACUCAGAUGCGUACCUCAGUCUAAAGCGCAAAUCUAGGAGUCUGUGGUACAUUUAGCCGAGAAAGAAAGUCCCGGCUACAGCUCAUUUAAUCCCUUCUAUUCGGCUGAAACGAAAAGCUAUUUGACACGGUAGCUACAAGAGGUGACGCUGGAAAACUGAACAGAAAACUGUUUUCUUUUCAAGGCAGAUGAUUUCUUACCUGCUCUAAAUCAAAACUAAAAUGAUGUUUUCUAAAAUGUGCAGUGCCAGUCUUUUUUUUAAAUAUAAUGGUGAAAUGAUGUAUUGAUGAAAUGCUGUGGGUAGAAAUAAAGAAGGGCAAAUGCCACAAGAGAAAAGCAAUGCAAGUGGAGUUGUGGGCAUAGAGGACAGAGAAUGUUGCUGGUAUGUGUCAGUACUUUGGAUGAUUGUACAGAGUCCAGGGUUGUUUGAAAUGCUGUAUGUGUUAACAGAAAGACUCAGUAAGUCAAUGUGCAGUGUGCUGAAUGAUAGAUGGCAAAACAGUGACAAAUAAAUGGCUUCUGAUA